Molecule: messenger RNA, 2455 nt
Organism: Teleopsis dalmanni
Lineage: Eukaryota; Metazoa; Arthropoda; Insecta; Diptera; Diopsidae
Product: prolyl endopeptidase
Exons: 1
Coding region: 126-2408 (760 amino acids)
Biological process (GO): proteolysis
Cellular component (GO): cytosol
Molecular function (GO): oligopeptidase activity; serine-type endopeptidase activity
Source: RefSeq, a predicted model, not a curated record
AAAAGUAUUGUUAUGGUCUCUUUUAACCAUCAAUAAAUUUUAAUUUAUAUGUACUUAGAAUACUUGCCAAUUUCUUGACAUUUGUGUGAGCGCUUCCUAAUUUUUUCGCAGAAUCAUUUUGACAGAUGUUUUUCCGUGCUGCAUCAUAUUUUCUUCGCGGAACUCUUCGUUCUACAAAAUUGCAAUUUUAUCAAACUGCUGUGAUAAGGCAUUUUCGUUUUACAGUAUUAACUUGUUCAAGGUUGCCCGUUUUAAAUAUACAACUAUUAACUAUGCAGGAAAAAUAUACCUAUCCAAUUGCUCGUAAGGAUGAAACUGUUGUAGAUGACUUUCAUGGCACUCAAAUAAAAGACGAAUAUCGCUGGCUUGAAGAUCCAGAUUCAACGGAAACGCAAGCAUUUGUUAAUGCGCAAAAUGAAAUCAGUCAACCUUUUCUGGAAAACUGCGAGGAAUGGAAAAAAUUUAAUGAAAAACUUGUCAAAUUAUGGAACUAUCCAAAAUAUGGCUGCCCAAUGAAGUACGGCAAAUAUUACUACUUUUAUAAAAAUACUGGUUUGCAAAAUCAGAGUGUUCUAUACCAACAAGAUUCUCUAGAUAGCGAACCUAAAAUAUUCUUUGAUCCAAAUAAACUCUCCGAAGAUGGAACUAUUGCACUCUCGCAAAAAUCAUUUUCAGAAGAUGGCCAAUAUAUGGCAUAUGGUUUGAGUGAAAGUGGUUCGGACUGGAUAAAAAUUCGUAUACGCGAUGUAGAAACCGGCAAGGACUUCGAUGAAACUAUAGAAAAAGUGAAAUUUUCUAGAAUUUCUUGGACUAAAGAUGGAAAAGGCUUCUUUUAUGGGUGCUAUCCUGACCAAGAUGGCAAGACAGAUGGUUCUGAAACUAAGCAAAAUGAGAAUCAAAAACUUUUCUAUCACCGUGUAGGUACUCCACAAAAGAACGAUGUUCUAGUAGCUGAAUUCCCAGAAGAACCAUCUUGGCGUAUUGAAUCUGAAGUGUCGGAUUGUGGAAGGUAUCUUAUAAUGCCAAUUGUAAAAGACUGUCGCGACAAUAUUUUAUAUUAUGCUGAUUUAAAGGAAAUUGGUACAAUCCAAUCCAAAUUCAAAGUACAUAAAAUCAUCGACAAGUUCGAAUCAGAUUAUGAAUACAUAACUAAUAUUGGUUCUAAAGUGUAUCUACGCACCAAUAAAAACUCCCCCAACUAUCGUGUUAUAGUAAUAGAUUUCGAGAACCCUGCCGAAGAAAAAUGGGAAACUCUGAUCGCAGAACACGAAAAAGAUGUGCUAGACUGGGUAAAGUGUGUGGAUGAUGACAAAUUGCUCUUGUGCUAUAUACACGAUGUCAAGAGUACACUUCAAGUUAAUUGCAUAAAAUCUGGUGCGCUCAUCCGCAAUUUCGACUUGGAUAUUGGCACAAUUGUCGCUAUUUCGGGUAAAAAAAUAUACUCUGAAAUAUUUUAUAAUUUUUCGUCAUUCCUCAAUCCGGGGACAAUAUAUCAUUAUGAUUUCAAAACCCCAGAUAUUAAACCAAAAGUGUUUCGGGAAAUAAAACUAAAUCUAAAUAACUUUAAACAGGAAGACUAUAAAGUAGAACAAAUAUUCUUUACUAGUAAAGAUGGCACCAAAGUACCCAUGUUUAUUAUACGCAAGAAUACCGACAAAAUAUCACCACGCCCAUGUUUACUUUACGGGUACGGCGGUUUCAAUAUAAGCUUACAGCCUUCUUUCAGCAUAACUGGUCUUAUGUUUAUCGAUACUUUCAAUGGUGUGCUAGCGUAUCCAAACAUUAGAGGAGGUGGAGAAUAUGGUGAAAAGUGGCACAACGGAGGACGGCUUUUGAACAAGCAGAAUGUGUUCGAUGAUUUUCAAACUUCGGCGCAAUAUUUAAUUGACAAUAAUUAUACAACCAAAGAUCGUUUAGUAAUACAAGGAGGUUCCAAUGGUGGACUGUUGGUUGGAGCAUGUAUCAACCAACGCCCUGAUUUAUUUGGAGCUGCUGUUGCUCAAGUAGGUGUUAUGGAUAUGUUAAGGUUUCAUAAAUUUACCAUUGGUCAUGCCUGGUGUUCAGACUAUGGUAAUCCAAGUGAUAAGGAACAUUUCGAGAAUUUAUAUAAAUAUUCACCCAUGCAUAAUGUUCAUACACCAAAAUCGGAAAUCGAAGAAUAUCCUGCGUCGCUUAUUUUAACUGCUGAUCACGAUGAUCGUGUGAGUCCAUUGCAUUCUUUAAAAUUUGCAGCUUCACUGCAAGAUGCCGUUCGAAAUUCAGAGUUUCAGAAAAAGCCUUUACUGCUUCGUGUUUAUACUAAAGCAGGGCAUGGUGCAGGUAAACCAACUUCCAAACGCAUUGAGGAAGCUACUGAUAUUUUAACUUUCAUGUACAAAAGCUUAAAAAUCGAUGUCAUUAAUAUUUAAUUAAUUUAAACUGUAAAAUCAUUUCUAAAUUUUUUUAAAAAUUAUUA